This is a messenger RNA of Olea europaea var. sylvestris, 1435 nucleotides long. Its product is annotated as stage V sporulation protein K-like. Gene Ontology annotation, molecular function: ATP binding; protein binding; ATP hydrolysis activity. NCBI's taxonomy places the organism in Eukaryota, Viridiplantae, Streptophyta, Magnoliopsida, Lamiales, Oleaceae. The record is from RefSeq and is a predicted model, not a curated record. Bases 340 to 1152 code for a protein of 270 amino acids. The transcript has 5 exons.
GUAAAGGUUUGAUAUUUGGUGUCCUUUACAUGUAUACGAUCUUGCAUGAAUAAUAAUUUUACAAAAUGCAAUCGCAAUCUUUGGCUUUGAUAUAUAGUUUCCUCUUGCGCAAGUAGAAUUGGGGUUGCAUUUAUUUUGUUUCUCUUAGUGGAAGCUUCUAUUGUCAUGAAAAGACAAUCAUGGCAAAUGGCAUAUGAUAAUUUCCAAAAUAUAUGUUUUUCUCUGGGUACUAUACUUGGUGAGAAUUGCCUACAAAAUGCAGUUUUAUUUGUUUACAUAUAUGAAGUUUUCAACACAAACUAAUUGCUCAAUUUGGAUGGGAUAUUCUCCCAAUGUGUUAUGAUACAGAUGGCACAGACACCACUCCAUGUUUCCGCUGGUUACAAUAAUGUUGAGAUAAUGCAAUUUCUUCUUGAUUGGCCAGGAGCUGAAAAGGUCGAAUUGGAGGCCAAGAACAUGUAUGGAGAGACUCCAUUGCAUAUGGCUGCUAAGAACGGGUGUAAUGAAGCUGUAAAGAUGCUUCUAGCUCGUGGUGCUUUUGUUGAAUCCAAAGCAAAUAAUGGGAUGACUCCUUUGCAUCUGGCUGUCUGGCACUCACUUCGAUCUGAAGACUACUCAGCUGUCAAAACAUUGUUAGAGUCUGAUGCUGAUGGCAGUGCUGAAGACAAUGAGGGCAUGACUCCUCUAAAUCAUCUCUCUCAAGGUCAAGGAAGCGAGAAAUUGCAGAAACUACUCCAUAGGCAUCUUGAAGAGCAGCGGAAACGUAGAGCUAUUGAAGCAUGUAGUGAGACGAAAGCCAAGAUGGAUGCGCUUGAAAAUGAAUUAGCAAGCAUUGUGGGCUUACAUUCACUUAAGUUACAACUUAGGAAAUGGGCAAAAGGGAUGCUCUUAGAUGAGAGACGCCGUGCCCUUGGCCUGAAAGUUGGACCCCGAAGACCUCCUCACAUGGCCUUUCUUGGAAAUCCAGGAACAGGUAAGACCAUGGUUGCUCGGAUCCUUGGAAAAUUACUUCACAUGGUGGGGAUUCUUGCUACGGACAAGGUAACUGAAGUGCAGAGAACAGAUUUGGUUGGCGAGUUUGUUGGCCAUACAGGGCCAAAGACUAGGAGAAAGGUACGACCUCUUCUGAUUCGAUGUUUUAUUUGUUACUGAUUAGAUCUUCUUGUGAUUAUUUAUGAGGUGCAACAUUAUAUUGCAAGUUAAACAACUAGUUUUUCAUAUGUUAACUAGUCUUUUCACACAAGCACCCUGAGGCAUACCAAGUGUGAGUUAUCGGUAGUAACCUCAAAUCUUACGCCUUAAGUGGGCACCUGAUGCAUGCACAUAUUGAUCUUUCUUUUAUGGGAAUUUUCCUGACCAGCAUCAGCUUGGUUUAAACACAAUCGAAACCUAAAUAACUAAAGUAUAAAUAGUUGGAGAUUAGAGGAGAAGAAGU